AUGCCUAUCUCUGAGCCAAUCGCGAUCAUUGGAUCCGGAUGCAAGUUCGUCGGCGGAGCGACUUCGCCGUCCGCCUUGUGGUCGCUGCUGAAGGACCCGGUCGACCUGGCCUCGGAAGUGCCUCCAGACCGCUUCAAUAUCGAUGCCUUUUACCACACUGGCAGCAAGCGUCACGGCACGACAAACGUGCGAGAGGCCUACUUUCUAUCCGAGGAUGUUCGCCGCUUUGACGCCUCCUUCUUCAACAUCUCCGCCAUGGAGGCCGAGGGCAUAGACCCGCAGCAGCGUCUCCUGCUCGAGACGGUAUAUGAAGCUAUUGAAAGAGCUGGAAUCCGGCCGACCUCGCUCCAGGGCUCCUCCACGGGCGUCUUCUGCGGCACCAUGUUUGACGACUACAACCAGAUUCUCCUCCGGGACACGGAUCAUGCACCGCAAUACACGGCAACGGGCGUGGCGCGCAGCAAUCUGUCCAACAGAGUGUCGUACUUUUUCGACUGGCAGGGGCCGUCCGUGACACUCGACACUGCCUGCUCGUCCAGCAUGAUUGCGGCCCAUCUGGCAGUGCAGUCCCUCCGCGAGGGCGGCUGCCGUAUGGCUGUCGCCUGCGGCACAAAUCUCAUCAUGUCUCCUACCUUCUUCCUCUUUGCAUCGCCGCUCAAUAUGCUGUCCCCGACGGGACGAGGCAAGAUGUGGGAUAUCAGCGCCGACGGCUAUGCCCGCGGCGAGGGUAUCGCGGCUGUCGUUCUCAAGAGACUCUCGGAUGCUAUCGCAGACGGAGACCACAUCGAGAGCGUCAUUCGAGAGACUGGCGUCAAUCAGGAUGGCCGUACCAUGGGAAUUACGAUGCCUUCUGGUGCAGCGCAAGCGCGAUUGAUCCGGUCUACCUACGAAAAAGCCGGAUUGCGACCGGACACGGCUGAGGGGCGCUGUCAGUACUUUGAGGCCCACGGCACGGGGACACAGGCUGGAGACCCCCAGGAAGCGAGCGCCAUCGCCGAGGUCUUCUUCCCCCAGACUGAGGCAAAAUUGAACGGAAUUGGCAAGAAAAAAUUGCUUGUUGGCUCUAUCAAGACCGUGAUUGGCCAUACUGAAGGCGCGGCAGGACUGGCCGGGCUCAUCAAGGCCUCCUUGUCUAUCCAGCACGGCCUUGUUGUGCCCAACCUGCAUUUCGAAACCCUCAACCCCAAGAUUGAGCCAUACUACGACAACAUAUGCAUCCCCACAAUAGCGCAGCCUUGGCCGGAGCUUCCAGAAGGAGUGCCGCGCAGAGCAUCCGUCAACUCGUUCGGAUUCGGAGGCACGAAUGCGCACGCCAUCCUUGAAAGCUAUGACGGCGUGGCCGCAAAAACGAAGCUCAAUGGUCUUGGUGCUCCAGUCGUUAACAUACCACUCCCCUUUGUCUUCUCUACCCCGUCCGAUCAAACUCUGGUCUCUCUUCUCCAGUCCUGGAGCCAGUACCUCGCGACGCAUGGCGACGUCGACUAUACGCAUCUCGCCAAGGCUCUAUUCUCCCGGCGGGAUGUCUUCACGCACAAGUUUGUCACCCAAGCAGUGUCGUCCCGGGACCUCCAGGACAAGAUUGACGCCGAGCUGGCGCGCAGACAAGACAAAAGCGCCGCGACGUCUUCCACGGUUCGAAAGACCAGCCCCGGCCCAAAACGAGUCCUGGCCGUCUUCACCGGCCAGGGUGCGCAGUGGCCGCGCAUGGGCAUCGACCUACUCCUCGCCUCGCCGCAUGCCACACGAUGGCUGCAGGAGCUACAGGACUCUCUCGACAGCCUGCCGCCGCAGUACCGUCCGCGCUACUCACUGGCGCAGGAACUGGCCGCGGCCCAAGACUCCUCGCGACUGCGCGAGGCCGCCAUCUCGCAGCCGCUAUGCACUGCUUUGCAAAUCAUCCAGGUCAAUCUGCUACGCGAGAUUGGCUUUGGCGUCUCGGCCGUCGUGGGCCACUCUUCGGGAGAAAUCGCCGCGGCGUACGCUGCCGGCGCCGUCUGCGCUGCCGAAGCCAUUCGCAUCGCGCACUUGCGCGGCAUGGUUGCGAAGCUCGCCGGCUCCGGACAUCAGCUCGGUGCCAUGGCCGCCGCAGGUCUAGACGCAGAAGAGGCUAUAAGAUUGUGCACUCGGCCAGAGUUCUUCGGGCGCGUUGCUGUUGCUGCGUACAAUUCCCCGCAGAGCGUGACAUUCUCGGGCGAUGCUCCUGCCAUUGACGAGCUUUCAGACCUUUUGAAAAGUCAGCAGAGAUUUGUCCGAGUCCUAAACGUCGACAAGGCCUACCACUCUCACCAUAUGGAGCCUUGUGCUAAAGCAUAUCUAGCAGCUUUACAAAGCGUCGCGAUCCAGCCGCAGACUUGCGCAUCCGCUAGGUGGUUCUCCAGCUUGAAGCCCGGCCACGAGAUUGGCCAUUCCGACAUGAAGUCUUUGAAAGCUUCAUACUGGGUGGACAACAUGCUUGAACCUGUCCUUUUCACUCAGGCAAUAGUUGCAGCCGCCAAAGAGUCUUUUCCUGAUCUGAUUCUAGAAAUCGGCCCUCACGCAGCCCUCAAGGGCCCGACGAGGCUGUCCCUCUCAGAGAGCCUGCCGCACGCGAACGGGGCCAAUGUGCCUUACAUAUCACUUUUAAGUCGCGGUGAAAGCGCACUGAAGUGUUUCGCAGACGCUCUAGGGUCAUUCUGGGCCAUUGCUGGUCCAGGGUCCUGUAAGCUGGGUUCCUAUGUCACCAUGCUGGGCGGCAGCACCUCAGACUCCAUGACACCCAUGAUGAAGACCAUUCCCACAUAUCCGUUUGAUAAAUCCAAGGCCUACUGGGCAGAGUCUAGAGCCUCAAUGUCCUUUGCUCAUCGAUCGCAAUCCGUUCAUAUGCUGCUUGGUGCUCCAACUACGGACAGCCCCCCUGGAGAAUGGUGCUGGAGAAACUACCUGCGUCCUGAGCAGAUUCCAUGGCUGAGUGGCCACAAGAUUGAGUCUCAAAUCGUGUUCCCUGCCACCGGCUACGUUGCCAUGGCAGUAGAAGCCGCAGCGAUCAUUGCGGACACCAGACCACUGCGCUUGGUUCAGCUGUGUGACUUCCAGAUCGAGAAUGCCAUAGUAUUGAAGGAUAGCUCGUCAUUUUUGGCCGACGUGGAGAUUUUCUUCCGAAUCCAGAACUUCCAGAUCGAUGCCGCCGGUUCAAGGGCGACUGCAACUUUUGCCUGUCAUUCUACUUUUGCAGGCAAGCUUCGCCGCUGCGCACAUGGAAGCAUGGAGAUGACGUUUGGCGAACAGGACCAAUACCUGCUGCCAUCUAGACGAGCUCUGCCGCAUGACCUUGCAGAGAUAAAUAUUGACGAGCUGUACUCCUACCUACACCAGUUUGGCUACGGAUACGAGGGUCUAUUUCGCGGCAUCACCCAGUGUGGCAGGAAGAGGGACCUAGCGAGCGGACGAAUUACAAACGUGUCGCUUGGAAAUACCGACGGGUCGCUGAUUGUGCAUCCCGCCAUGAUGGACACGCUGCUUCAAGGAUUUCUCGCAGCCAUUGGAGAAUGCCAUGACGGCAGGCUUCAUACGCUGCUUGUGCCGACCGGAAUCGCCAGGGUCACAAUCAAUCCCUUCUUUGGCGGUCCCGGCGGCAUAGCCACUGAUGAGGUUGCGUUUGACGCACAAUUGACCGGCUCUGACGCUGAAAUUAUGAAGGGAGACGUGGCCAUGUUUGAUCUCGGUGGGAAUUGCGCCAUUCAGUUUGACGGGGUCCAAGUCUCGCCCUUGAUGCCCCCGACCGCAGCUGACGACCGCCUCUUGUUUUCAGAGGCUGUCUGGGGGCCUCUGAGUCCCGAUGCGACAGUGGACAAGAGUGCAACUCGUCUGGAACUCAGCUGCGAUUCCAGGAAUCAAGGGCAGCUCGUCAUUCUGCACAUGAAGCAAAUCCUGGACAUGAUUUCUGUGGACGACACCCUGUCAGGCUGUCCGCGUGCUGAAAAGAUUGUCCGUUGGUUUCGCCACAUCAUUGAUUCGGUGCGAGAGGGCACACAUCCCAUAUACGACAGCCAGCAGAUGGAUGGCACCAUUGACAACGUUCGUGCCAAUCUCGACCCGGACUCAUGCAUCACGACAGCUAUCGACAUGAUCGGAACCAACUUGAUAUCCCUUCUCCGUGGCGAGAUGAACAUCUCACAAGUCCUGCAGCACGAGGCGGAUUUUCUUCAACGGAUGUCUAGAGAACUUUUGGACAAUGAAAUCUUGGAGCAGAUGGCAUCCGUCGUAAGCCAAAUCACGUUUCGGUACCCUUGCAUGAGGAUACUAGAGAUUGGUGCUGGAGUUGGUUCUGCUACCGGCACCAUUCUUGAUGCUGUUGGGCCUUCGUACUACUCGUACACUUACACCGACACUUCACCAGACUCCUUUGAUGGUACCGACAAGCGGUUCCUGAAACGCUCCAUAGACCACUCGGAGCGUUUCACAUACAAGGUUCUUGAUAUGACCGCGAGCCCUGCCGAGCAGGGAUUCGACAACCACUCAUACGAUCUUGUUGUCGCCACCAACUUACUCUACCCCACGGUGUCGUUGCACGAUGUAUUAGUACGAGCCAGGAUGCUGUUGAAGCCUGGGGGCUACUUUCUGCUUGCCGCAUGCCUAAAUCCCGACAUUCUCGCAGCGUCCUUUAUCCAUUGCGGAUUUGAAGACUGGUGGCUCGAUGAGUCGGAUGGCCCCAACUUUGGUCCUAUGGGCACUCAGGAAGAUUGGCACAAGCACCUUCAGGCGGCGGGAUUCUCCGGGGUCGACUCAAUCACACCGGGUCAUUGUAGCGGACCACGACCUGUUUCCAUCUUGGUUUCUCAGGCUGUGGAUGAGGAGGUGCUCCGUCUGCGAAACCCGCUCGAGUAUACCGAUCAGCCCAAACCCAAUCAUGGCAAUCUAUACAUCAUCGGAACAACUUCUUCAACCGCGGCACACCUUAUCCCAGAGCUAAAGGCAGUCCUGUCCAAAUUCUUCCAGAGUGUUGUGACAGCUCCAACCAUCGACUCUUGCCACACUGGACAGCUCGCGCCAAUGUCGUCAGUCCUCGUCUUGGAUGUCGAAAAACAAUUACUGAAAAACAUGACUGAGCCACAGUUUGACGGCCUGAAGUUGUUUAUGGAUACCUGCCACACUGUGUUUUGGGUCUCAUGUGGUUCUGAGAGCGACGAGCCGCACAUCGGCUUGGUCAAUGGGCUGUUGAGAUCGGCGGCCAUUGAGAAUCCGCAUGCACGAUAUACACACCUCAACAAUGUCGACUUGGAAUCUUUGCAGAGCCGCAUCAUCGCAGAGGAAUUAUUACGAGUGAGACUCGUCAAGUCGGAGAAUGACUACGCUCUACGCAAGCGUGUUUGGUCGGUAGAGGCGGAACUCCGUGUUGAGAAUGGCAAGACCUGGAUACCGCGGUUCAAGACUGAGCCUGAAAUGAAUAAACGCUACAUGUCAGGCCGGCGGGUAAUCCACGACACGGCUGAUCUUCGACAUUCAACAGUCAGCAUGUCGGAGUCUGGAGCGCUGCGCGCCAUCGAACCAGCUGCUUGCGUCGCCGACGACGCCGUCACUCAAAUUCAUGUCCGGUACUCCAUCUCAGCACCCUUGAGAUUUGAGGGAGCUGGCCUGCUCUACCUCGUGGUGGGCGUAGAUUCGAGCACCAGUGCGCGCGUACUUACUUUGUCUAGCAGCCGCUCGUCGGUCGUCACGGCCCCUUCAAGCUGGUGUCGGGCGAUUCCCAGCAGCAUCGACACUGCUAGAGAAGCGCACUACUUGCAUGAUGUAGAGCUGACGCUUCUAGCUCAGUCGCUUCUGCACCAAGUUGGUCCAAACGGUACGGUCGUGUUAUACGAGCCCGAGGAAGCGCUGCACAUUGCCAUCUCCACCUCGGCAGCAAUUCUCGGUCUGAAGCUGGUCCUCAUCACCACCCAACAGAACAGUCGCUCUCCGGCAAGCGAUUCCACGAUUUUCGUUCAUAAAAUGACUUCAGAGCACGAAUUGUCGCGUCUUCUUCGACCUCACGUUGCAUCGGCCGCAGUUUUCCUAGAUGCGGAACCACGGGAUGAGGGACUUGGCCGCCGCCUGCAAUCACUGUUCCCGAGCAGCGUUCGUCGCGAGAAUUUGCAAAGUCUGCGCAAAAUUCCUGCAAAGCUCUCGUCUCGUUGCGACGCUCGCUCCCCAACAACAGCGGCCGUUUUUCUCGAGGACGCGUGCUGCGCAGCACUCGAGUUGGUAGCCUCCCCGCUCAUGCCGAUGCCGAAGCUCGUAGAUGUUCAACGGAUGCAAGAGUCUGAGGAGCCAUCGGAUAUUAUCGACUGGACAAGAAACAGAGAGGUCGUGGUCCGCGUUUACCCUUCAGCAUCUACUGUGCUGCUGUCUCCUUCAAAAACAUAUCUCCUCGUCGGCAUGACUGGCAGCCUUGGACGUUCUGUCGCAGAGUGGAUGAUUUCCAGAGGAGUACGUUAUGUCGUCCUGACGAGUCGAAACCCAAAGGUCGAGCAGUGGUGGAUUGACGACAUGACGAGCGCCGGGGCAAAGAUUUUGGCUCUCGCAAUGGACGUGACGGAUAAAGAGUCGAUAUGCAAGGCGCACGACACCAUUGUUCAGCAGUUUCCAAAAAUCGGCGGCGUCGUGAACGGGGCGACCGUGAUCCGGGAUGCAUGGCUGUCCAACACAACCUACACGGAUUGGCAGGACAUUACGAAGCCCAAAGUCCAAGGAAGCAUUCUGCUGAGCGACAUGUACGAGGGCACAGACUUGGACUUCUUCAUCUUGAUGGGCUCCAUCUCUGGACACAUGGGCAACCGGUCCCAAGCGGCGUACGCAGCCGCCAACUCGUUCAUGUCGAGCCUCAUCGCCCAGCGUCGCAGCCGGGGCCUCGUGGGGAGCAUCAUCAGCCCCGGGCCGAUCCUCAGCGUCGGCUACGUCUCCAACGCGGACGCCAAGCUCCGGGGGCUGCUCAACGAAGCCAUGGGCUGCUACAACACGUCCGAGCAGGAUCUCCACGAGCUCUUUGCCGAGGCCAUCCUGGCCGGCCAGCCAGCCGCCGGUCGCAACCCAGACAUCAUUGCCGGGCUCAAAAAGGCCAGUCCCAAAGCGCAGCCGGGCAUCAAGUGGUACCACAACGCAAAGACGUGGCACUUCAUAGACAGCCACCAAGACGGCGGCGGCGACACGCUGGCUCCGGGCACGGCCGCGCAGGUGUCGCUGAGGGAACAGCUAUCGUCGGCCGCGACAACGGCCGAGUCGGCGAGCAUCAUCGAGACGGAGUUUAUCCGAACAGUGACGAGAAAGCUUCUGCUGUCGGACGGCACGGUCUCGAGGGAGACCUCGCUCGUCGAGUUGGGUGUGGAUUCGCUGAUUGCUGUGGAGCUGCGUUCGUGGCUGGCGAAAGAAGCCGGCUUGCUGAUUCCGACGCUGAAAAUACUGGGAGACUACUCCAUCGCCCAGCUAAUAAGCGAGAGCCUGCCGUCGAAAUGA
Cordyceps militaris CM01 is the source of this 7464-nucleotide messenger RNA. RefSeq names its product polyketide synthase, putative. The transcript is spliced from 2 exons. NCBI's taxonomy places the organism in Eukaryota, Fungi, Ascomycota, Sordariomycetes, Hypocreales, Cordycipitaceae. The record is from RefSeq and is a predicted model, not a curated record. Gene Ontology annotation, biological process: secondary metabolite biosynthetic process; fatty acid biosynthetic process. Bases 1 to 7464 code for a protein of 2487 amino acids. Gene Ontology annotation, molecular function: fatty acid synthase activity; phosphopantetheine binding.